AUGGCGAUGCUUAUCUCCAACAAUUGCAACCAGUUGCCAGUUGCCAGUGAAAAAAGCAUGUCCGUUUGCCUGGACAUGACAGUGGCUAGCCUAUGGGCCAUUGGAGUCGCUUCUUUGGUUAAUUACCAAGAUGUAUGCGUGUCGCGCACAGCAGCCCAAUUAACCCCCAUUAUGGGCGACUGCGCUUCUUUUAUUGGAGCUGCUGAUAAUUUAUUUUCAUGCUGGAAUGGCGAAUGCAUUCCGGAGAGGGCUAAGUGCAAUGGCGUACUGGAUUGUGAAUAUGGCAGCGAUGAGACCUUUCUGGAAUGCUAUAAUAAUACCUGCGACGAGUCUGCCUACUUUCGCUGCAAUUACGGGGGCUGCAUCCUGGACCAGCUAAAAUGCAAUGGAGAGUCCGACUGUUUGGACGGAAGUGACGAGAACAAAUAUUUGUGUGCAGACGAUAAUCAACUUGAUUCCUUACUAAAUGAAUUACGCGGUGAGUGCAGCCCUGCCCACGCCGUCAGCUGUGACAAGAAGUGCCUAAAGUGGAGUCGGGUGUGUAAUGGCCACAACGAUUGUACGGAUAGCUUUGAUGAAUCUGCGGAGCUAUGCACCGUCAGUCAGUGUCCAGCCGAUUCGUUUCGCUGCAAGAAUGGCGCCUGCAUCAAUGCCGGUUCCUUUUGUAAUCAUGUGCUCGACUGUGCCGAUGGCAGCGAUGAGAUACCCUCUAUAUGCCGCAAACUUGGUGAAAUGGUGGCCAAGAUGGACACAUGCCCACAACUAUUAAGCGAACAGUUGCCACAGUCGACACCGACUAAGGAAGAGUCUAGUGUAUGGCAGACGGACACCUGUUCGCUGGAAACAAGUGAGGGCAGACUUGUAAGGGAUUACUUCUCGGGCUUUGAGUUUGGCCCAGCUGACGGAGUGCCAGGCGGCAGCAUCGUGGAAGUGAGCUGUAAUGAGGGCUAUGUGAAUUUCGGCUCGACCAUCAAUAGAUGCAUGAAGAGCCAGUGGCAUCACGAGGGUUUCGGCUGUAUGCGCCUGUGCAGCCAAAAGGAUGAUAUAGCCAAGGCACACUUUGCGACGCAGUGCAUCCACGAUGGCCAUUUGGUGAACUGUCAAAGUGAUUCGCAAUUAUUCGGCACAGAAUUGAUUGUAACCUGCGCAGACGGCUAUAAAAGUGCGCUGGUAACUAGUAAACCAGGUGAACAUAGCUGCAAUGAGAUGGGCACCUGGACAACUAUGGUAAGCAAUCCCGAAUGUGAGCCUAUCUGUGGCAUUAAGUCGGCACAACAUCCUCAACUUUUCCCAUGGACUGUGAGCAUAUUUCAAAGAAACUCAAACAACGCAGCAAUCUAUGACUUUAGAUGUGCGGGCACCAUUGUCUCCGCCCAAUUCGUAAUUACAGCAGCAGCCUGUUUCACCGAUCAAUUAAAUAGUACGGAGCAACAACUGAACUACAACAUUGUUCAGGGAAAUCAUAGCAUCAGCUACAGCCUGAACGAAGAUCAUGGCUAUGUUCUACACAACAUCAAAAAUAUACACACGUUGGCCGUAAAUUCGGCCAAAAAAUUAGUCUUACUUCAACUGACAGGAUGGUUUAGCUUGGGCGCUAAAGUGAGACCCAUUUGCUUGGCUGAUUCAAAAGCAGCGCUUAAUAUAAAAAGAUUGGGUGACUUUCAGAAUUAUCAGCUCGGUGGGGCUCGGACGUUAUACGACAACAAUAAAUAUAUUUUAACGCAUAUUGCCAUUAAGAAUACGACUUUGUACAAUAUAAAUCAAUUUCUGAUGCCCAUUCAACGGAAAAUAAAAAAUACAGUCGCUUGA
Messenger RNA from Drosophila virilis, 1809 nucleotides. The record is from RefSeq and is a predicted model, not a curated record. NCBI's taxonomy places the organism in Eukaryota, Metazoa, Arthropoda, Insecta, Diptera, Drosophilidae.